AACACUUGAUUAAAUGUGGUGUGCCACAAGGUUCUAUUUUGGGACCAUUGCUGCUCUUGCUGUACAUCAACGACUUACCCGAGUGUCUUAAAAAUACAAGACCUCGGCUAUUCGCUGAUGAUACAAACCUCACAGCCUCUAGUCACUCCAUAGCUGACAUUGUGAUUGCAGUAAAUUCUGAUCUAGAAAACCUUAGGAACUGGUUAAUGGCCAAUAAACUUAGCUUGAAUGUGGCUAAAACAGAAUUUAUGUUGAUUGGCUCUCCACAAAUGAUAAGAAAUGCUUCAAAUUCUCAACCAAAUAUUUUAAUUGAAAACAAACAAAUCCAGCAAGUUAAUAAAUCGAGAACUCUGGGAACAACAAUUGAUCAGCAUUUAUCUUGGAAGCCUAAUACCGAAAGUAUUUGCAAAAAAAGAACCGAUCAGGAAUCUCAGCUCUACGUCGUGUCAAACCACUGA
This is a messenger RNA of Paramuricea clavata, 458 nucleotides long. The record is from the annotation of a GenBank genome assembly. Lineage: Eukaryota; Metazoa; Cnidaria; Anthozoa; Malacalcyonacea; Plexauridae.